Oncorhynchus kisutch (coho salmon) is the source of this 1962-nucleotide messenger RNA. RefSeq names its product taxilin beta b (gene txlnbb). The transcript has 10 exons. NCBI's taxonomy places the organism in Eukaryota, Metazoa, Chordata, Actinopteri, Salmoniformes, Salmonidae. The record is from RefSeq and is a predicted model, not a curated record. Bases 119 to 1861 code for a protein of 580 amino acids. Gene Ontology annotation, molecular function: syntaxin binding.
CAGACCCCCCCUCCCCCCCCUCUCUCUCUCACUAUUUUCCUCCUUCUCAUUUCUCCUUGUCUUUCUCAUAUACCCAGGACCUUCUGGUAAGACCUUCCAGGACCUUCCGUCUAUCAGAAUGGAGACUUGUCAGGUGAGUGGCCAGGGGGAGCCAGCCCAGGGUCAGGGUCAGGUGGACUUGACAGAGGACCUGAGCAAGCAGCUAGAGGACAUCAUCAGUACCUACCAGGAGGCCAGUGAGGAGCCCACGGAGCAGGAGGACGUGGAAGAGGAGGCGCUGAAGGAGCAGGUCACUAAGAAGAGCUCCGCCAAGGAACAGAAACUAGAGAAGAAGAUGCUGAAAAGCCUUGGUAAAGAGGCCAUGCUAUUGAUGCAGAGUUUGAACAAGCUCGGCACUCCAGAGCAGAAACUGGAGGCCAUCAUCAAGAAACAUGCUGAGCUGCUGGAUGAGCACCGGGGUGACCAGAAGCAGCUGAAGUUUCUGCAGAAGAAGCUUCUCCAGGUGAUGAAAGAGAAGGACCAGCUCCAGAGUGAACACAGCAGGGCUGUUCUGGCCCGCAGCAAGUUGGAGUCCCUGUGUAGGGAGCUGCAGAGACACAACAAGACCCUCAAGGAGGAGACCCUCCAGAGGUGUAGGGAGGAUGACCUGAAGAGGAAGGACAUCACCACUCACUUCCAGAGCACGCUGACGGACAUCCAGGUCCAGAUUGAGGAGCACAGUACCCGCAACACCAAGCUGUGUCAGGAGAACAGUGACCUGGCAGAGAAACUCAAGAGCCUCAUCUCCCAGUACGACGCAAGAGAGGCGAACCUGGAAAAGGUGUUUAAACAUAGAGACCUGCAGCAGAAGCUGUUGGAAACUAAACUUGAACAGGCAAACAUGAUCAUUGCAGCGGGAGAGGAGAAGCACAAGCGAGAGAAAGACCACUUGAUAAAUAAGGCUGCACGGUCGCAGGUGAAGGUGCAGAUUCUGAAAGAACAAGAGGAAGGGAUGCAGGCCCAGAUUUCCAUGUACUCCGAAAAGUUUGAUGAAAUCCAGGGGACGGUGUCAAAGAGCAAUGGAGUGUACGCCAGCUUCAGACAGGACAUGGAGAAGAUGUCCAAGAAGAUGAGGAAGCUGGAGAAGGAGUCUAUCCAAUGGAAAAGCCGUUUCGAGGGCUGCAACAAAGCUCUUAUCGACAUGCUCACAGACAAAACCUUGAAGGAGAAGGAGUUUGAGCUGUUCACCUUGAAGACUCAGAAGCUGGAGAAACUGUGCCGGGCACUGCAGGAGGAGAGGAACAGUCUCUCUCAUAAGCUCCAGGAGGCCAAUCCAGCGGCUGUCACCAGUGUAGUGGAGACAAAAGAGAAGGAGAAUCCAGGGGUACCUGCUACUGAAAAGCCCAGUGAGACACCCUCUGAAAAACCCAGGGCUACUGAACCCCCUGCUCCUGAAACCCCUGCUCCUAUAGAGACCCCCGCAGUCGUAACCCCUAUUCUUAUAGAGACCCCCGCAGUCGUAACUCCUGCUACUGAAAAUCCCGCUCCUGCAACCCCCCUGACCAGAGAGCUGGCUGACCUGAAAGCCCAGAAGGCCCGUCUACAGGAGAUUCAAAUGUCCUUCACCCUUUCCAACGUCGUGCCGCCUGAAUUCUUUGACAACGAGGAAGAGGAGGAGACCACCACAGAGCCACAUGGACACACUGAGGCCCCAGAGGCCAGUAACGAGGAAACCAAGGCCCCAGAGAAGAAUCACACAGAGGGGUGUAACGGAGAAAAGACGACAGAGGAAACCACCAGCCCAUCUUCUUCUUCUGCCGCAGCAGCUGAAGAAGACGAAGCCCAGGAGCAGAGAGAUAGGGAUAUGGAGUCAGUUGACUAGACUAGGGUCGGUGUAGUUACAGUAAGUUACAAUCAGAGAUGGAGACCAUGUGAUCAUAACUUGUUUGAAUGGAAUUUUUAACAAUAAACAAUAAAAACGUG